GUUUCAUGUGUUGUGUUUUCUCACUCUUUCUUUGUCUCUUGAGAUGCUCAUUUGGGCAAGCAAUGUUGGGAAAUGGAAUCCAAACUCAAAUCCCAUUUCAUCUUUCAUACCACUUCACUUAGCCAUUGCAUUGAAGUUCCAUGUGGCAAUGCUUCCAUGGUUAACAAUCUCAUGCUUUUUUUUUUUGGGUUAUCAAGAUGGACCAUGCAGUUGUUUUCAGGUUCUUUAAUAGAAACAGUCCUAGAUACCAAAGUAGGGAUGUGUAUGCAUGCAUAUAUAUUGUAAAAAUCACAACUUUAUUGUUGUAAAAUGUUAGAUUUUAAUAAAAAUUUACUAAAUUGGCAGUGUAAGUAUUCAGGAAUGAGAGAAUAUUUUGUGGGUAAAGAAAUUUGUUGAUCGAAGGGGGAAGAGGAAAAAAUUAGGGCAUCACACGUCGAUUGCUUUCCAUUUUAGCCGCUUCUGUGAUCUGUCACUUGGUGCUGACAUUUUCCUGCCUUGAGUUUAACCUCCAAAAGUCCAAACAAAGAAGAAGGAGAAAACGUUGGGUUAAGCGGUGAAAACAGAAAAGGUUCCUCCUUUUUGUCUCUGCGGAUCCCUAGGGUUGGAUUUUUUUUUCUUCCUUCUCUUCUCUGAUUUUAGGGUUUUGGGUCAGAGUUUAGGGGUGUUUUUCCAUUAGCGCAGGUGUUGAAUCUCGAGGUUUUGUGUUUUUUUGAGGCAGCGAGAUUCAGAUUUAGGAAAAUGGGUGAUUGGCAUCAGCUCGUUCAAUCGGUCGUCUUAGGCUUGAUCUUCUCUUACCUUUUAGCGAAGCUGAUCUCCGUCGUCGUCGCGUUUAAAGACGAUAACCUCUCCGUCACGCGCCACCGCCAAAACCCAUCGGAGAGGAAGCUGGAGGAUGACUCGCGCGGGGUCGAACCCCUCGCCGCCGCGGGCGGCGGCGGCGGAGGGGACGCUGAUUCGCUCGUGGCGGAGCAGGGGAGCGUGAGAGCUGACAGCGCCGGUGGCGACGACGAUGACGAGGACGACGACGACGACUGGGAAGGCGUGGAAAGUACGGAACUGGACGAGGCGUUUAGCGCAGCAACGGCGUUUGUGGCGACGGCCGCUUCAGACAGGCUGUCGCAGAAGGUGCCUAACGAUGUUCAGCUUCAGCUUUAUGGGUUGUACAAGAUCGCUACUGAAGGUCCCUGUACUUCUCCACAACCAUCAGCUCUCAAACUCACCGCUCGUGCCAAAUGGCAAGCAUGGCAAAAACUGGGUGCUAUGCCUCCUGAGGAGGCGAUGGAGAAGUAUAUCGAGAUUGUUACUCAGCUUUAUCCGAAUUGGGCCACCGGUGUCGCGAAGAGUAGAAGUCGUGGCGGCGGCGGUGGUGGUGAUGGUCCAAGCUCCGACACGGGAGGAUCAUCAAUGGGACCCGUUUUUAGCUCGUUGGUGUACGAGGAGGAAUCCGAAAAUGAGUUGAAGAUGGAUGCUAUCCAUUCAUUUGCUAGAGAAGGAGAAGUAGAGAAUCUGCUGAAAUGCAUUGAGAGCGGCAUUCCCGUAAAUGCAAGGGAUAGCGAAGGUCGGACACCAUUGCAUUGGGCUAUAGAUCGUGGUCACCUUAACGUUGCCGAGGCAUUGGUUGAUAAGAAUGCGGAUGUGAACGCAAAGGACAAUGAAGGGCAAACCCCUCUGCAUUAUGCUGUUAUGUGCGAGAGAGAAGCUAUAGCCGAGUUUCUGGUGAAGCGGAAAGCGGAUUCGACGAUCAAAGACGAAGACGGAAACACCCCUCUCGAUCUAUGCGAAACAGACUGGAACUGGAUGCAGGAAACUGCAGCAGAGCGUACAGGCUAAAACCUAACACAGCGUUUGGGUGAAUCUACUAGUUUCUGUAUAUGAAUUGAGUGACAGAUCUUUUUAUGGCAUCCUCUUCUUGUGUUCAUAUCCAUGUAAACACUUUGCUGUUCCAAGGUGUGUUUUACACAGAUCCUGUUCGAGCAAAU
Molecule: messenger RNA, 1979 nt
Organism: Tarenaya hassleriana
Lineage: Eukaryota; Viridiplantae; Streptophyta; Magnoliopsida; Brassicales; Cleomaceae
Product: acyl-CoA-binding domain-containing protein 1-like
Exons: 6
Coding region: 739-1830 (363 amino acids)
Molecular function (GO): protein binding; fatty-acyl-CoA binding
Source: RefSeq, a predicted model, not a curated record